AGCAGCGGAGUCAUUCACCUUUAUUUGUAUGAUUAUAAUGUUUCAAGACAACUUCAAGAUGGUCAUGCUCCUCCAGAACGGUUCUCAGCAGAACAGCACCUUGCCAACUGAGAACUGGACAUCUGUCUAUUCAGCAGUGCGGUGGAUUCAAAUGAUAAUGGCUAUUCUGAGUAUUUUAGGCUCGGGCUCCAUAAUCUUCUACGCCGUUUUCCAAAGACUUGUACGGACGUCUGAGGUGCAGCCUCUGUUCCUGCUGAGUUUAACAGACAUGCUGUUGGCUGCUAGCUGGCUGUGCGGUGCUCUUCUCUUCAGCACAUCCUGUGACUCCUAUGCCACCUGCUACAACCUCCACACAGUGGAGCAGACCCUCUAUAUGGCUUCAUUUUUUUAUACGCUCAAUUAUGUGUGGGUGCUCUACACUGGCCUGAAGGAAAAGUAUCGUCGGAGACUGAAUGGUUUCCCAGCCCAGCAUCCAGCUCAAGCUAAGCCAUGCAGACGGUUGGCAACAGUUAUGUCAUGUGUCUUGCCACUGCUGCUCACAAUGCCAGUCUUCAUAACAGGAAAUGUGGACCAGUGCUAUGUAAACUUCACCCAGCCCUACAAAUGUCUGCUGCUGUACACUGGUGCUCUUUUCCUUUCCUCGUCGGUGAGUGAGGUGCUCCCAGCCUGCAAGAUCAUGAGUGACUAUACCAUUACCAUCUUCCUCAUCACCUUCGUCAUCACCCUUAUUGGAAUUGUGGUGCUCAUGUUCAAAGCGCGCUCCUUGUACAAGCGCUGUGUUACUUCUCUGGGUUUCUUCGGAGACAGUCAGUGGACCACGCUACGUGUGUUGGAGCGGCGUAUGGUCCUUUACCCCACAGCGUUCUUCUUCUGUUGGGGACCAGCAAUUUUCCUGGCUGCCAUGAUGCUCUUCAAACCCGAUGAAGUGAAGGGAUGGCUGGGGGUCAUCCUGUAUAUCCUGCAGGCUUUCACUUCUGCCUCUCAGGGUUUAUUGAACUGUUUGGUGUAUGGUUGGACACAGCAGCAUUUCCGCUCUCUGAGCAUGCGGGACGCCAACACACAGACGCCGCUGCUACGCUCACAGAAACGCAGCUACGCCGCCCUCCACUCAUCCAGCUCAAAACUCCAGAAUAUUUGAGGGACGUGAACUAUGAGGACACUUCUAACACUUUACCCUAAGCUCCAAGCAGCCUUAUGACUUUUAGACUGGAGCUCUAUGGGCGAAGCCCUUUUUAUGAGGCGACUUUGGGGUUUUGCUUUGACUUCUGAGGUCACAUAAGGGUCAGAAUACCUGUUACCAUGGCAACAAUGCCAGGUGGCCAGUCAAGGCAGUUAAAAGCAUGGACAAACAGCCUUAUCUGUGAGUGACAUGAAACGAGGAAGGUUUCCAGUACUGGUUUUGUUAUGACUUCUGCCACUGCACCUGCUGCCUGAAGCUACAUCGAGGGAGGGAAUUCCUCUCUGGUGACUGGGGCCAUAUUUAUAAGCUGCACAAUACACUUCGAUGUCAAAUAUGCUUAGAGACUGAUAAGUGAGCUAUCUCACUGUGGGUUACUAUUACUCUGUGUAGUUCAUAAAAGACAGGAAAGUAACUUGUGUGCCAAGGUAAAGUACGUCAGGGGGGCUGUAGGGCUUCACUUCAGAUUGAAGUACAGGAACCUACAGGACAGUGUCUCUUGUAUAGUCUCAAAACACACACCACAGAUUCCACCAGCUUGUGUGAAGUCCACACACUGUUAGUUUGCACUCAAACACAUCAGAAUGAAUGCACUGCUGGAUGACCACGGCCGUGGUAGACUUGGUGUCUAUGAUUAGCAUGGAUAAUUGGAUAAUUGAUGCUUCAUGAGGUUAAAUUUGUUCUGAUAAUGGAAUUUAAUAUGGCUGGUUGUAUCAAAGAAUCAAGACUGCUGUUGUGCUGUUGCUCACAAGAUAUCAACGACUGUUUUGAAAACAAGAAAUUCUUGCUAAUGGACAAUGUCCAUUAAUAAACAAUAGCAAGUUACAAUUGAGGGACUGUAACUAAUUUUUAAGUAUUUAUUUUUUUUGUGUAAUCCAUUUGAAUUUAGUUCAAAUAAUUCAGCAUAUAAAAAUUCACGUUUACAUUAGAUUCAUUCAAAUUCUAAUGGUGUCAUCUUAUUCCACUGAUUACACGACGAGAUUGAUUCUAGUAGCACAAAUACCAUCUAAAACCUGCUCGGUGUAUUUUGGUCUGAGCUACUUUCCGUUUGUCAUGAGUGAAGAAAGCGUGUAUGCGGUGUGUGUUAAAGGGAAAGACCGAGGGAGAUUACGAGGAGAGGAAGGGCUGCAGUGAAAGAGGAUCUGAGAGAACAACAGUGCUGUUAAUUCCAUCCAGAAAGAGGGGGGAAAAAAUGCCCUUUCAGAUUCAGUCCUAGACUUGUGUACAGACAGUUACAGUGUGGAUUAUGGCUCUUUGCGUGUUGAGAGAUAUUGAGACCGCUUAAUGUUGCAAAAGCAAAAACACAACAAAGUUAAUCUGUCUUAGGUUUAACUGUAUAGAGUUGAGACUACAAAUUGCUCCAACUCACACAAAUGCAGUUAAUGUUCAUUUUCGGUCGUACACCUCUUCUUAUAAGGGAUCGAUAUUAUUGUACGGAGAAGCUGUAUUGAGCUUUUCUGCAAGAUCAGAAAUAAUAUUAGUAUUAUAAAACUGCCCAGAUCUGUUUCUAGUAUUUGUGUUUUUCUUGUUUGCUACCCAUGAACUUGAGACGUCACUUGCAGUUUGACCUGUUUGACCUCUGUACAUGUCUGUUGUCGUGGGACCAACAAAUGAACCAUUAACUGAACAUCUCAACAUUUUCGAUUUCGUUCACUUUUAUUAGUACACUGUAAAACCCAACUUCGUUCUGUUUGUGUGUAAAAUAUGUGCUGUAUGACGAAUAUUAAGUAAACCGGUCGUCUUAAAGAGGAAUUCCACCAAAUGUUUCACACGUUCUGCAUAAUUAAACUGUUAAAAUGGAACCAAAGAGUGGUUUGAUGUGAAGCCAUUUUCAAGAAACCUAGUCCAAAUUGUUCACAGUGUGGGUGAUGGGAACCAGACAUCCAAAGCGUUUAAUUCUUCUUAAAGCUACCUCACAGAAGGUUUUUGCAUGAAAUGGCCUUGUUUUAUCAAAGUUUUUAAUUCUUAAAACCCAUUCACAGCAGAGUGAUAUGUGGAGGGCAUUUUACUGUAAAAUAGUACAAGAAGCUUUAUUUUUUAGUACAAGAAGCUAUAAAUAUGUAUACUAAUAGUGUUUUGAUGUUAGUAGAUUUUGUCGCUUCAAGAGUGGAGCUUCAUUCUAGUGACACCAUGCAUUUCUUUGUGAUUUAUCUCUACCAUCGUAUAUCAAAAUCAGAAAACAUGGUUGUUUUGUAAAUCAAAUAUAAUAGUAAUGCAUAUCGCUGCAGUCGGAAGAAAACCUUGUAUCUCCAAAAACAUGCUUUACUUUUAAUGUAAGUCAGUGGAACCAGAUUUUUUUGGGCCAUUUCUUUCGGUCCAUUCUUCCUGAAACUUACACCCACGAUUAAGGGCAACAGGCAUUUUCGAAUUAUUUCCAAAAAUGAUAAAAAUGGAGAUACAAGAUUUUCUUCCAGUAGCAGUGAUAUGUUGGCACUAGCCCCUGGUUCCCAUCAUUGCUGUUGUAAAGAGAUUUUUUCAUUGUUUGAUUUUUCUACAAUGAACCAUUUCACACCAAACCGCUCUGAAUGGCUUUGUCUGCAUCGCAGCGACUGACCUAUGCAGACGUUUUGAACGGUUGGUGGAAUUCCCCUUUCAGUUGUCGUUACUUUGAAGCUGUGAAGCCUUCAGUCAUUAUGAUGUUACAUGUUUACACAGCCACUUUAACUAAAGGUAAUUCAGACCAAUUAAGCCAUUACAUUGACAACGUAAAGUGUUCUACAUUUAGAAGUUUUAAACAUGAUUGUGCAAACCUGGAUUCUCUUUUGAGAUGUUAUUUUUUAACAUGGUGUCAUGUUUAAUCUGCUUGCAUUGGAGGAACAGUGUUGGGAAUGUCCUUACAUGUCUGGUAUAUUUGUAAUUAAUGCAUGUUAGUAUUAGAGGAAUUUCCAGUUUUGCAGAAGUUGAACUGAGUGCACUCUGCUUUUUUUUUUAGACCUACACUGUGUUUUGAUUGUUGCGCAAUUCCAAUCCAGUUCUCAUCACGUGCCCUAUUCAAUACAAUGACUGUCAUAGCAGGACUUGCCGUCAUAUAUUCAUGUAUUCUGCUCCUUUCACAGUACAACAUAUUUGAUGUAUUUCAGCAUCAGGUUCUGAUCUUGCAAAUAAACAUUACUUAUCACUUA
Messenger RNA from Pygocentrus nattereri (red-bellied piranha), 4299 nucleotides. RefSeq names its product transmembrane protein 116 (gene tmem116). Gene Ontology annotation, molecular function: G protein-coupled receptor activity. Lineage: Eukaryota; Metazoa; Chordata; Actinopteri; Characiformes; Serrasalmidae. Gene Ontology annotation, biological process: adenylate cyclase-activating G protein-coupled receptor signaling pathway. The record is from RefSeq and is a predicted model, not a curated record. Gene Ontology annotation, cellular component: plasma membrane. Bases 29 to 1138 code for a protein of 369 amino acids. The transcript is spliced from 11 exons.